Malassezia vespertilionis is the source of this 1854-nucleotide messenger RNA. RefSeq lists its product as uncharacterized. Gene Ontology annotation, biological process: carbohydrate metabolic process. Gene Ontology annotation, molecular function: kinase activity; phosphotransferase activity, alcohol group as acceptor. NCBI's taxonomy places the organism in Eukaryota, Fungi, Basidiomycota, Malasseziomycetes, Malasseziales, Malasseziaceae. The record is from RefSeq and is a predicted model, not a curated record. The coding region runs from base 1 to 1854 and encodes 617 amino acids. The transcript has 2 exons.
AUGUCCGCAUACUACCUAGGCAUAGACGUGUAUGUGCAAAGAGGAUCGGCACGUGUAGCUCUCUUGGGUGAGGAUGGGCGCAUUGAAGCGCAGGCUUCGCGUCCUUUGGUGACGUGGACGUACGAGAGCGAUUCGCGUUUACACGAGCAGUCCAGUGUACAAAUCUGGGACGCAAUCACAGCUUGCGUGCAUCAAGUGCUGGAUACGGCCAAGGUGGACGCUGCAUCUGUGCACGGCAUUGGAUUUGAUGCCACAUGUAGCCUUGUUGUCACGACAAAAGACAAUGUCCCUGUCAGUGUAACGCCGCCGCAUGCGGCAAAAGGAGUGGAUGCAUCUGCACGCAACGUGAUUUUAUGGGCGGAUCACCGCGCACAUGAGGAGGCAGAUUUGAUUAACCGUACGGGCCACAAGGUGCUGGACUAUGUAGGCGGCACGAUGUCUUUGGAGAUGGAGACGCCCAAAACACUUUGGCUGCAAAAGCACAUGGACCCCGCCACAUUUGCGCAGUGCACCUUUUUUGACUUGCCCGACUACUUGAGCUAUUAUGCGACGGGAUCUCCCGCACGUUCCAAUUGCAGUCUUGUGUGCAAGUAUGGUUUCAUACCGCAGGGCGCUGCAGGAAACACGCUCGGCUGGCAGCCGGAUUUUUUGCGCGAGAUUGGCCUCGGCGUUCUCGAGGGCCCUUCUCAGACUUUUGAUGCGCUUGGCGGCGUCCCGGGCAAGAAUGGGCUGGUGCUGACGGCGGGUAUGCCUGUGGGAGCAGGUCUGUGUGAGCGUGCAGCACGAGAAUUGCGAUUGCUUCCGCAUACGCCUGUAUCUUCGUCACUCAUUGACGCGUAUGCUGGCUGGGUCGGCACGGUUGCUGCAAGAGACGAGGAUGUUGUAUUGCAAAACGCGACUUUGCGUGACGCAAAUACACGUCUUGUUGCGAUUGCAGGCACAAGUACGUGUUACUGUGUUGCGAAUGACGAGGGGAUUCAUGUGGGGGGUGUUUGGGGGCCGUACAAAAAUGCCGUGUUCCCCGGCAUGUGGAUGAACGAAGGCGGACAGAGCUCGACAGGUCAGCUCAUCGACUUUGUUCUUGAGACGCACCCUGCGUUCCCUGCACUCCGAGAAGAAGCCGCAGCCAAGUCGGUGUCUGUGUUUGCGCUGCUGGAAGUAUCGCUUGAGGAGCAGAUGCGCGCCGCAGGAAUUGCCGUAUAUGCGCCUUCUUCGUAUAUCUUGCUGGUAAAGCACAUGUACAUGUACCCUGAUUUUUACGGAAACCGCUCGCCCCUUGCCGAUACGUCGCUCCGCGGUAUGCUCUGUGGCUUAUCUUUGGACCGAUCUCGCGCGGAUUUGGCGCGGCGAUACAUCCUCACGUUGGAGGCAAUUGCACUGCAAACGCGCCACAUUGUAGAAGAGAUGAAUGCGUCAGGCCACAAGAUCGAUUCGAUUUAUCUGUCUGGCGGAGGCCAGGCGCGCAACCUUUUGUUUGCACAACUUGUUUCGGACGCGUGCAAUAUGCGUGUACAGCUCCCGAAAGAGGCGUCUGUCAGCGUCGUGACCGGCAUGGCUUUUCUCGCACGUCUUGCCGCGAACAUGACGCAGGAAUUGGAUCCCGAUGCACAAGAUGGCCGUGCCACGAGGCCAGUCAUUGCGGACCAAGCAAAAGCGGAUCAGGUUGGACCGGAAUACGCACACCGCUUGUGGAGCAUUAUGCAAAACAUGACCCAGCCCGGCAAAUCCAUUUUUCCCUCUGCAGCGGACGGCAAAACACGACAACUGCUCGCGGCCAAGUACAGGGUAUUUCGCGAAAUGAUUCCGCUUCAGCGGCGCUGGAAAGACCAAGCGGAUGCAGCAUUGGGUUUGUAA